Arabidopsis thaliana (thale cress) is the source of this 423-nucleotide messenger RNA. RefSeq names its product Plant self-incompatibility protein S1 family. The transcript has a single exon. Gene Ontology annotation, cellular component: extracellular region. Bases 1 to 423 code for a protein of 140 amino acids. The record is from RefSeq and is marked reviewed. Lineage: Eukaryota; Viridiplantae; Streptophyta; Magnoliopsida; Brassicales; Brassicaceae.
AUGUGUGUUAGUGUAACAAUAUCUCGAGGCCAAAAGGAUAGCAUCCCUCCAACUCCAACAUCCGGUUUCGACAACCCAAGAACAACAGUGGUGAUAUACAAUGAUCUUGGGGGUCAUCUGCCAUUGAGAUACCAUUGUAAAUCAAAAAAUGAUGAUCUUGGAGACCGGAAUAUGGCGGUAAAUGGAACUUGGUCAUUUGAAUUUAGACCGAGUGUUUUUGGAGGAACUUUGUUUUUUUGCGGUUUUAUAUGGGAUAAGGAGUUGCAUUGGUUCGAUAUCUACAAACAGAGUAGAGACAGAGAAUUCGCCGAGUUUGGAUGUAGAAGAUGCGAAUGGAAGAUACGCAAAGAUGGACCUUGCAAAUUGAACAAGAACAGUAAUAUGUUUGAUGUUUGUCUUCCUUGGAAUUCUCAAUCGCUUUAA